This is a messenger RNA of Zychaea mexicana, 2199 nucleotides long. RefSeq names its product putative peptidase family-domain-containing protein. The transcript has 4 exons. Gene Ontology annotation, cellular component: cytoplasm. Lineage: Eukaryota; Fungi; Mucoromycota; Mucoromycetes; Mucorales; Lichtheimiaceae. The record is from RefSeq and is a predicted model, not a curated record. The coding region runs from base 120 to 2090 and encodes 656 amino acids.
AUGCGUGUAAGUGUAUUCGUGUCGAGUACAGCAUAUUUGUGAAAAUCACGAGAAGAAAAUAAUCGAUUCAUUUCAUACGCUGAUUGAGUGUAAAUAGUUCAUCUUUCUUUGAUUUUCGCAUGAAAUAUCAACAGCCCUCACAUCCACCUCCAAUUCCAAAGCGUCCGAACCUGGCAGCAACCGACGACGCCGGCAUUGAAAUAACUAAUGUCAAAGAUGGGGAAAUAGUACAUCAGCGAUUUCUUCUUGUCAAUGGUCGUGCAGGUUUACGCAAUGCCCAAUUCCAAGCACCCAUCACAGUUGCGUGCAAUGACUUUCCGACCACUUCAUGGCCUUGUGUGAAUUCACAUUUCAAGGCUUUAGUCCAUUUGUUACCUGGACCCAAUACGAUUACGCUCAUAUUUCAACAGACAGCUGUAAUUCACUUACGCAUCCAAUAUAUGCCACUAUUGCAAAACCCGCCUUUGUUUCUCUGUAUUUUCAUGGCUCAAGACUCACCAGGCACAUUUGAUGUACCUCCCGAAAAGCGCCAUGAGAAUACUUUGGCGGUGGCAGUGGAAAAACUGAGAAUGGCAGGCUACAUGUGGCAAGCCUUUUGUGCUGAGCAAAUGUAUCGCAACGGUAUGGGUCGACGCACAUUUCGUCUAGACGAAUCGUGGUUACCUGAUACUGUUUCCACCCAUGAACAAGCUACGCGACAAACAGCUCAGGUUCACAUUAUUCGAUCCAAACAUACAUUGAAGGAGAUUCGCGACAUACGCCGAGCGCAACAGAGUCCGAAUCGAGACGAUAGCGUACCGAGCUUGUUUUCGUAUUUCCUCGAUGACCUUUCCAACCAUCCUCGGUUCGGAAAACAGCCAUGCGUUGUUGCCGGCUUGAUCCUCGAUGCACAUUGGGAUACAAGCAAACAAACUGUAUUGGCACACGCUGCUUUGGGUGGUGGCGGAGGCAAUCGGUCGUUGGGUAUUUUUGGAUCUCAUCUGACGCACGCAUGGCCCCGGAACAUUGAAGAGAUUGUACCGUGCAUGAUGGAUACGACGCCGACGGAUACUCGCUAUGUGGCAAACGAUGCCAACGAAUCCGGCCAGUGGUGGCGUGCAUUGAAUAUCGGUAUGGGUGCUAUGUUGCAUGAAGUGGGCCACGCAUACACAUUAUCACAUACUGCCUCAGGCAUAAUGAGUCGUGGGUAUAAUAAUUGGAAUCGGACAUUUGCUGCUAAAGAGCCGGGACGAGCACCCAUCCCACCCGAAGACGAGGCAGGGUCACAUUGGCACCGGGUCGAUAUUGUACGACUACGAUUCCUCCCCGCCUUCCGCCUGCCUUCCGAUGGUCCCGUCGGCAAACCUCACCCCAUGGGUCCAUCCUUCAUUCCGCUCGACCAAGAGCAAAUCGAACUGUCAGCGCCUGCUGGACUCUCUAUGGUUGAGCUCAUUGUGAACGGGCGCUAUCGCACACAUUUCGAGUACGUUGAUGCUGAUGGCCCGGUGCAGCAGCUACUGCUAUCACUGCAGCAACUCAAGCAACAAUGCAAUUGCAAACCUAACGAGUGCCUCCGUCUGGAAGCAACCACAAAGAAUCAGCAAACGGAAGUGAUUGACGACGUAGACCGCUUUCUGCGUGAGCACACUGUGCAGCUGCCAGGGAUCCAAGGAGUGGUUGUCAAAAGCGACGGGUUGGGCCACCGGGGGCUUGGCGGGACAGAAUCAAUGGCGGUGUUUCAUCACGGCUAUUCACAUCCGCAGAAACAGCUCAUUUGUGUGCGAGUGCAUCAUGGAACGUUUCUGGAUGGGCUUGUGUUUCGUUGGUCGGACGGCUCUGAAACCCUAAUAGGCAAGCGCGGUGGGGGCAGCACCGAGUUUUACAUGCAGUCUGGAGAAUUUGUGUCAGGCUUUGUCGUGCGCAGUGGGGCCUGGGUUGAUGGGUUGCAAAUCAAGACCACCACUGGACGGUCAAGUCCAUGGUUUGGAGGGCAAGGAGGAGGCAUGCAUGUGCUGGAGGCGCCGCAAGGGUAUGUCAUUGUGGGCAUGUAUGCUUCUGCCGCAGCGUGGAUGGACCAGUUGGGUAUCUUCUAUCAGAAAUGCUCAGCAUGAUGCAAAAUGGAAUCCAUGGAAAAUCGGAAGUGUGUGGUCCGAUGGUCGCCGUAAUCUUCUAUUUAAACGCUCUUGUACUAGUUUUUUUCAGUUCUUUUACCUUUCUUCU